Messenger RNA from Mustela erminea (ermine), 4371 nucleotides. RefSeq lists its product as uncharacterized. The record is from RefSeq and is a predicted model, not a curated record. Lineage: Eukaryota; Metazoa; Chordata; Mammalia; Carnivora; Mustelidae. Bases 1 to 1182 code for a protein of 393 amino acids. The transcript is spliced from 4 exons.
AUGGAGUGGAGACGGGUCCCCUCACUGCCAGGUACCCUGCUGCCCCCACACGCCGCGGAGCUUCUGAUCUGCAUCCCGCUGCCCGUGCAGCUGGACUUGACCUGUCCACUCCCCAGACUGGCCAUCCUGGCAGCUGAGUCUUGUUGGAAGCUGGCAGGGCCAGGAGCCCACUGUGUUCCACCUCCAGGCCCCCCAGAAAGCCGGGAGAGAGGGCGGCCUUUGCCCCCACAGAGGCAGCACCAGCUCAGAGUUUGCCGGGCCCAGUACAAAAUAAAAUUCCGGGGCCCUUUGUUCAAACAUGAUGACUCAGUCCUUGACAGUGACCGCGGAGCUGUAAGCCAUUCAGCCUUCCGAGCAGGAGGUGACGCGGCCUGGAGUGACUGUCCAGCCCCCUGCCCAGGAGACCCGGUGGGGGGCUUCUUGCUGAACUAUAAGGAAGGACCCACGGGCCUGGUCCUCAAGGGGCGUGGAGGAGCUUGUCCCGGACGGGCCCUGUCGGACCCUCCUCAGCGCACGUGCAGGGUGACCCCGCGGCCUCGUCCCAGGCGGAGCUCGGAGGACGGAGUGACGAUUCCCGUCGGGGAGUCUGGGGUGUCUUCACCUCCUCCUGCCUGCGUGGCUCCUCUCGUGGGCCGUGCUCCGGAAGCAGCUCACGAGUUGUGCAUCGACCGUUCGGAAGUGUGCGGUGUGUCCACAUCCGGUGCAUUUACGGGCGGCGCUACCCCACCGGUCCGGUUCCGGACAUGCCCUCACCGCCGAAGGACAGCCGCCCCGGGCCCCCACGGAUCCGCCUCUUGUCCUGGCUCAGCCGCUUCGGGCCUUUCGUGUAAGUGGAACCCCACGGCCCGACUCCACAUUUUCACCCCAAAUCAGACAACUGAAGUUAGGCAGGCCAAGACGGUGAAUCCCGGGCCGGCCCCGCCUCUCUGGGACAGCAGCUUAUUAAUACGCCGAUUUCUCGGGCAGCUGCCUGGGAAGCCGGCUGACUCGCCUCUUCUGUGUUUUCCCCUUUAUGGCAGAGGGUCAUCUCUGUGGGGGCAAAGCCACGUUCCUUUGCUUUUCCUGAUCUCAGAAUGGGCGGCUGUGUGCGGGGGCUCACCCCCUUCCCCCGGAGAGAGACGGACAAAGAGCAGGAGGGCCGCGUCCGGUGGCAGCCCUGGCCGCGGGGAGCGAGGGAGCUGAUCCAACGCUGUUGAAUAGGGUGCGGGCCUCCUGGGCGAGCGGCGCGCACACCCACUCUCCGGGGGCCCUGCCCGCCAGAGGGCCCUAACGUGGCACGAAAUCCAAGCGGGCAGCUUCUCGGCAGUAGCCCCGUCCUCCCUUCCCCGCUCCUUGUGAUGAAGUCCUACGUGGGGAGAGGUCUGGGCAGGCUUCCCGCCUCCCAGCACUCUGGAAAACUCGCAGGGCCCUCCGCGGGCCUCGUCCGGAGCAUGGGGUGUCGGGGUGGAGCUCCUCCGUCCCAGGGGUCUCAGACACGUGCCGGCUGUGGGGGUGGGGACGCCUGCGGACGCAGGGGCCUGGCAGGGCUGGCCGGGCCCGAGCUGGCUCCUUCCAGCCUCAUCCAGGGUCGUGGGAGUGAGGGCGGGGGCGGCCGGGGCCAGGCCCCCUCCCUGACAGAGGUGUGACGUGAGAUCUUCAGCGGCAGGAGAGAUGGCAAGAGCCCCCACCCCCAGUCCAGAGAGCACGCGCGUCCCUAACCUGCCGUGUGCGGCUCCAAGGAAGAGGCCGUUUCAGGGACUGGGAUGCUCCUGCUUUGCUUUAAAAGAUUUUAUUUAUUUCUUUUAGAGAGAGGGAGUGCGUGUGCAUGAGCGUGGGGCAGGGGAGGCGCGGUGGGGGCGGGGGAGAGAGACUCUGAAGAGGCUCCCCGUUGAACACAGAGCUUGACGUGGGGUCCCUGAGAUCAGACUGGAGCCCAACCCAGGAGCUGAGCACAAAACCCCCUGAGCCACCCAGGCGCCCCUCUUUCUGCUUGAUUCUCAGGAUGCUGGAGAAGCGGGGUCAGGGGAAGCAGCUACCCCGCUUACAAGCACGGGGGAGACGGGGCCGAGCCCCACGCAGAGACACAGUUCGUCUCUACUCGGGGUGAUCUCACUCAUUUCCGGUGAGGGCUCCACAUGCUUCCAACCCCCCAGGCCUCUGGUUGUGCAGACCCCAGCCCCGCAUGAGCCUGCCUGCUCUGCUCCCCGGCCCCCUGCGCACCCCAGUGGCGACAGCUGGCUGGACCACGGUCUGCAGGACGAGGUUAGCCCCCCACCCCCGCCGCCGUUCCCACCUCCACCGCACACAGCACCCCAAGGGCCAUGGCCCUGAGCUGCGUGGGAGCAGGGCCGGCCGGGGCUGGGGAUGUGGGGUUGCACGGGGCCGGCGAGCCUCCCACAGACGCUCCCCUUUGCCCAGCUCUGUGGGGGCCGCGGCUUGUGUCUCCGCUCCCUUGUUUGAGGUUAUCGACUAACAAUUCUCUCUUUGGUCCCACAGGGAGCUGGUCUGAGGCGGCUUGAGCACAGACACUCCAUGAGGAGAGAUAAAUAUUUCAUGGUCUGGGCCAGUGAGGGAAAAAAAUAAAUAGCUCCGCCCUCAGUUAGGUGCGGGCCUCCCCCCAACGAGAGUGCAGCCUGCCUUCGCGCGCCUGGUUUUCCUCAUCCUUUUAGGGAGACCACAGGCUGGGCUGGUGCAGAAUCGUAUGGAAAGCCAGGCACAUGCCAUGGGCCUCCUGGAGGUUUGGGGGCUGCGUGGCGGACAGAGGGGGCCCUGGCCCAGAGUGGGGAGUCCAGGCUGUCAUCCCUGACCUGCUCGCAGGUCCUGGGGCCGGGGAAGCCCCAGCCAGGGGUGCGGCCUCCGGACAGCAUUUCCUGCAGGCCCGGCUGCCCUGAAGCUGUGUGACCUCCUGUAAUGCGGGACCUCAGGUUCGGGGCCCACUGGCCCGCUCCCAGGUGUCGUGUAGGCUCUCCCCAGCUCGGCUGAGCUCACUCGCAUAACUGCUUGCUGACUGACUCCCGUGAUCCUGUCUGAGCACGUCUGGAAGGUGCAGGCAUGGCUACUGCGCUCUGUCCACUUACUAAGACCACCUGGUGUCCACCACUCUGCUCCCCCUGUCCCCCCAAGAUCGGACCGACUCCUUCUUGGACCAGGAGCCAGUGCGCCCUGUGCCAGGAAGAGUGUGUGGGAUCCUCUGCCUUUAUGAAGGGGGCCGUCCUGAUGUCUCCUGCGGCAGGGUGGGGCCCUCCUGAUCAGCCUCUUUCCCUCUACCCUCGUGGGAAAGCCCCGAGUCACCCUUUCGGGAUACGGACUUGGGAGGAGAUGGGCCGGGAGAGGACUCGGCGGGCCUGGCAGGAGUUUGGGGACCCCAGUGUCUUCUUGGGGACAUUGGAAAUUUGUAAGUUGAUCCAGGCGAGGCAGACGCUGACCCACAGCAAGGAGCUCUGUGACGGGACUCGGAAGCCGCACGUGUGUGUCAGAGGACACAGCCACGGGCACGUCGGUGCCAGGAAAGGAGCCCGUGUGAUGUCAUUGUUCCGCCUGGAAGUUAAGGUCUUUAAUUUACUUUCAGAGCUGGGAUUGUAUAACACAAGGAUAAAUAGUAAAAUUCACGCUAAUCCCUUGGAAUUUUAACUUUGCUUUACUCAGAACUGCGUUAAAUAGCACGUAAGGACACCUGACCCGCGGAGAGGGAAGGCUGCCGGAGGAAGGAGCAGCUUUGCCCUGAGCCGCUCUCGGGGCGUGCUCCCUCCUGCGUCCGGCCCCCCUGCACAGGACAGCCCCGCACAAGCUCCUGUAGCCGGGGCUUUGCCUCCAGCCCCUCCCCAAGCCCUUCCCUCUGGCCCUGCCGUCGUCCUGGUGUCCACGAGGGCUGGCGUCGACCUGUGCCUAAAAUGUCAGGGGUCUGUGGCAAGGGUCUCCCUGGGGACAGGAGCAGCCACCAUUGCACUUGACGCAGCCUCACCACCUCCCUGCCAAGCCAGCGGGGGCGGGGUAGGGAGAGUGCCGUCAGGCCACGUGGACUCUGGAGUGUUCUUGGGUGUGUUGAGGGCCGGUCCCUCCUGAUGAGCAUGAGGAAUUCUGCUCAGGUGUGCCCGCUCCCCUCUUCUCCAAGGAAGCGACACCCCACUGAGGAACCCACUGCUGGGUGGGCCGGGGCUGUGGGCGGGGAGGCUGUGGUCUGGCUAGCAUCGAUGGAGGUGGGCGCUGGGGGUCAGGUCGUGGCUGGACAGUGGCCUUGGGCUGGGAAACGGAGCAGCAGGCUCAGACCUCAGGCGACAGACAGCCCACACCAAGCUCUCAGACUCAGGCAGGUGGGGUCACGGCCCUGUAUGGAGAGGCUUCAGGCUCCCGGAAACGACACAGCCCAGGACACUCCUCGCUCACACCCUGGGA